AAAAAAAAAGUCUGCAUUCCUCUCAGUCUAUUUUGAUCUGUGGAGCAGGGAGUAAGGGAAACGGUGUGGGAGUGGCUGAGAGGGAAGCAGAAGAGGACCACGAGAGGGAAGAGCGGAACGGAACGGCGUUGCCCGAAACAGUAAAACGUGCUGUUUUGUUUUGUUUUGUUCGUUUUGUUGUCCCUGGUGCAGAGGUUUUCAUUUUAAGGAAUUCAGGUGCAAGAGUGAGCACAGAAAAGCACUCCUCCCUGGGAUUAAACCUGUAACCUACUGAAUAUAAAUCCAGCACCUGCUGGUGUGUCCGUAGGGGAGCCUCUCUGACACGAUGGCGUUCCUGCUGAUGUUUGUGACUGUCCUGCACCUCAUUACAUUGGCCAUGCUCUUCAUCGCCACCAUGGAGAAGUCAUGGUGGUCUUGGGAUAAGACAAAGAAUUCUGAUCUCUGGUAUAACUGUCAUUAUGAUAACGGCUCUGGAGCCUGGAUGUGUACUUCAACUAAGGAGACUGAGUGGCUCCAAAGUGUCCAGGCCCUGAUGGUCCUCUCUGUGGUCUUCUGCUCCAUCUCCUUCCUGGUCUUCCUUGUUCAGCUUUUCUGCAUGUCAAAAGGAGGCCUCUUCUACAUCACUGGCCUCUGCCAGAUCUUUGCAGGUCUCACUGCCUUUGCUGCCUCCCUCAUCUAUACCCUCCACCACACAGAGAUUUUGGAGGGCGACGAGAAAACCGGGCAGUUUGGAUACUGCUUCAUCCUGGCCUGGGUUUGCGUCCCCCUCCUGCUGUGUAGUGGUGUGAUGUACGUCCAUCUGCGCAAGAAGGAGUGACACAGGGACCGCUGACCAACGGAGAGUGCUGGGCAGUUCUGCCAUGGGUGACCCUUUCUGGUGAUGUUGUGCUUUAUGGUAACAACUGAAAUGACAACUGAUCUAUCACGAUGGGAACAGAUUAGAGGGUAGAGGAGGGGCAGCCUCAGAUGAAUAGCUGUCACUUAACACUGAUAUUCGCAAUACAUCAUCAGCAAUUAGCCCCCUCUGUGUUUGGCAAAAACUUGCUAUUACAUGUAUUUUGACCAAGUGCAAAGUGUCUCAGUUUUUAUUCUUGAUUAAAGUUGUCAUUUAAUUGGUCCCACAGCUCAUUAGUAUUAAUCUAGCUAUGCAGAUGCUGACAGGUCUAAUCCUAUCUGUAGUCAGACUGUCUCAUGUUAUAAAAUCAGACAUCUAAGCAAACGGCUAGUUUAGGCCUAGAUCCACAGACAUCAUUUGAGUCAGAAUUUAAAGCUGCAUAUGAGCAGCACCUGUCAGGCUCCCAAACAGAAGCAAUGCCUACCGCGACUCUUCAUAACCCCCACGUCUUCGGGUCCCCCUGUCCUAAACCAUAUCUUUGUAAUUCUGUAUCGAUACAGUUUGCGUUUGCACACCAUACAAAGCAGUAUUAGGAAGCAAGAUCUUACUCAGUCUUGAAUUUUGGUCAACAUGAUCUUCUUUUGUUGUUAACAAUCUUGAAUUUUGGUGAAAGUCAAAGUCAUUCUCUUUUAUUGGUAAACAUUCUCAGCAGCUUACAAACCUUUUUCUUUGUUAGAACCCAUUGUUAUCAAUAGAGGGAUAUACAGGCAACAGCUGGCUUUGAAAGUGAUUGAAAACAAAGAAUGAAAUGUUCCCAGCAUAUCCAUCAGAAAAACGUAUCUGAUUAUAUUUGCAUUAUUAAAAACUACAGUAUAUACUAGCUAUAAGGCUUUUAAAAUAUGCUUUUUUAAAACACAGAAGGUAAAAACUGGGCAGCUAUGAAAUGUAUCUGUUGAUGUAUUGAUAAGAUAUAUAGUUCUAUAUUUAUAAGCUAUAUUCUGCUGGAGUAUGUAUAUACUGCACAUACUGCACAAGGCUUUUGUUUGCUAAUUUAUUUUCUGCUGUUAAUUUUCUAAUUUUUUCAAUAAAA
Molecule: messenger RNA, 1925 nt
Organism: Megalops cyprinoides (Indo-Pacific tarpon)
Lineage: Eukaryota; Metazoa; Chordata; Actinopteri; Elopiformes; Megalopidae
Product: epithelial membrane protein 3-like
Exons: 6
Coding region: 326-817 (163 amino acids)
Cellular component (GO): plasma membrane
Source: RefSeq, a predicted model, not a curated record